GGCUGAAAUUAGGCUUUAACUCCUGGAUCCUACAAAUGAUACAUGCAGUGUACACUUUAUUAUUAAUAGAAAUAAGACCUGUUUCUUUUUUAGGUUUAUCAGAAAUGCUGAGUCAUUUAACUGGAAAUUACUAACCCCAUCAACCCUGACUCGUCCCUACAGUCAGAUUUUUUAGUUCCCUGGUUGAACUCUGGGUCUCCAUCCUCCUGUCACAGAUGGCUUCUUUCAAAGUCCUCCUGCUUUUGUCUCUAAUUUCUGAGUUUACAGCUCUGCAGCAGGAUGUGCAGGUGAAGCUUGGAGAGGACGUCACUCUUCAGUGUCAGAUUCCUAAAAAUGAAACCAUCUCAGUGCUGAAGUGGAGCAGAGCUGACCUGAACACAGACGGCUACGUCUACUUCUACAGGAACAGACGCUCCUAUGAAAACUACCAGCAUCCAUCUUUCCACGGCCGAGUGAAGCUGAGGAACCCGGAGAUGAAGGACGGAGAUGUUUCUCUGAUUCUGGAGAACGUCAUGUUUAAUGACACUGGGAUAUAUGAGUGUCACAUAGCAGUGAGGAACCCUGGGAGAAGUAAGAGAGCUCACACUGAGAUCAGCCACUUCAUCAACCUCACAGUCACAGAUGACAAACAUGAACAUGUGUUGAAGAAACAAGUCCUGGAAAAAGGAGCUGCAGAUAGAAACAUGCAUGAUGCUGAAAAGAUUGGAGAAGGUGCUUUAGAGAUUCCUCAGAGAUUUUGGCCCAUCACACUGUUCCUUCACAUCCCAGAGGUGCUCUAUCAGACUGUGUGGAGGCUGCUGGAGUACAGAGAUCUUCCUGUCAUGUGA
Molecule: messenger RNA, 827 nt
Organism: Archocentrus centrarchus (flier cichlid)
Lineage: Eukaryota; Metazoa; Chordata; Actinopteri; Cichliformes; Cichlidae
Product: myelin-oligodendrocyte glycoprotein-like
Exons: 4
Coding region: 216-827 (203 amino acids)
Biological process (GO): T cell receptor signaling pathway; regulation of cytokine production
Cellular component (GO): external side of plasma membrane
Molecular function (GO): signaling receptor binding
Source: RefSeq, a predicted model, not a curated record